This is a messenger RNA of Myripristis murdjan (pinecone soldierfish), 3514 nucleotides long. RefSeq names its product metabotropic glutamate receptor 4-like. The record is from RefSeq and is a predicted model, not a curated record. Gene Ontology annotation, molecular function: G protein-coupled receptor activity. The transcript has 10 exons. NCBI's taxonomy places the organism in Eukaryota, Metazoa, Chordata, Actinopteri, Holocentriformes, Holocentridae. Gene Ontology annotation, cellular component: membrane. Gene Ontology annotation, biological process: G protein-coupled receptor signaling pathway. The coding region runs from base 1 to 2766 and encodes 921 amino acids.
AUGUGUGCUGGGGUUGUGGUCAUGUGCAGACUGGAUCGGACUGGCUGUCAGCGAAGCAGCCUCAUCCUGCUGCUGCUGCUUCUCCUCUACGGCUCCCUCAAGGCCUCGGAGGCUGCCAAACCCAAAGGACCGGGACACACGCAUUUGAACUCCAUCCGCAUCGACGGGGAUAUCUCGCUGGGCGGGCUGUUCCCGGUACAUGCCAGGGGCCACGAUGGCAAGCCAUGUGGGGAGCUGAAGAAGGAGAAGGGCAUACACAGACUGGAGGCCAUGCUCUUCGCCCUUGACCGAAUCAAUAAUGACAAUAAUCUGCUGCCUAACAUCACGCUGGGGGCGCGGAUCUUGGACACCUGUUCCAGGGACACUCACGCCUUGGAGCAGUCCCUCACCUUCGUGCAGGCCCUGAUCGAGAAGGACGGGACGGAUGUCAAAUGUCUGGGCGGCGGGGCGCCCAUCAUCACCAAGCCAGAGAGGGUGGUGGGCGUCAUCGGAGCCUCCUCCAGCUCUGUGUCCAUCAUGGUGGCCAACAUACUGCGCCUGUUUAAGAUACCCCAGGUGAGCUAUGCCUCCACGGCUCCAGAACUGAGCGACAACACCCGCUACGACUUCUUCUCGCGCGUGGUGCCUCCGGACACCUACCAGGCCCAGGCCAUGGUGGACAUCGUCAAAGCCAUGCGAUGGAACUAUGUCUCCACGGUGGCUUCAGAAGGGAACUACGGAGAGAGCGGCGUCGACGCUUUCAUUCAGAAGUCUCGGGAGGACGGGGGUGUGUGCAUCUCACAGUCGGUCAAGAUUCCCCGGGAGCCCAAGCAGGGAGAGUUUGACAAGGUCAUCCGGAGACUCAGAGAAAACCCAAAUGCAAGAGUUGUCAUACUUUUUGCCAAUGAAGAUGAUAUCAGGCGGCUACUGCAUGCAGCUAAAAAGGCCAACCAGACAGGUCAUUUCAUCUGGGUGGGCUCCGACAGCUGGGGCUCAAAGAUCUCCCCGGUUCUGCACCAGGAGGAGAUGGCAGAGGGGGCAGUCACCAUCUUGCCAAAGCGCCAGUCUAUCAAAGGGUUUGAUCGUUACUUCAUCAGCCGUACGCUGGAAAACAACAGGAGGAAUAUCUGGUUUGCUGAGUUCUGGGAGAACAACUUCAACUGCAAACUCAGCCGUCAUGCUUUGAAGAAAGGGUCCGGACUCAAAAAGUGCACAAAUCAGGAGCGGAUAGGAAAAGAUUCAUCAUACGAACAGGAAGGAAAAGUACAAUUUGUCAUUGACGCGGUCUAUGCAAUGGCCCAUGCCCUGCACAGUAUGCACCAGGAGCUCUGCCCCGGGAAGGUGGGGCUCUGCUCCAGAAUGGAUCCCAUCAACGGCACUCUUCUGCUGAAGCACAUCCGCCGCCUCAACUUUGCAGGCAUAGCUGGCAACCCAGUGCUCUUCAACGAAAACGGAGAUGCCCCCGGGCGCUAUGAGAUAUACCAGUACCAGAUCCGAAACCGAUCGGCGGAAUACAAAAUCAUUGGCCACUGGACAGAUCAGCUCCAUCUUAAUGUUCGCUCGAUGCAGUGGCCAGGCGGUGUGCGUCAGGUCCCUUCCUCAAUCUGCAGCCAGCCCUGUCAGCCUGGCGAGCGCAAGAAGACAGUGAAGGGUAUCCCUUGCUGCUGGCACUGUGAGCGCUGCGAUGGCUAUCAGUACCAGGCAGACGCCUACACCUGUAAGAUGUGUCGCUUUGAUUUGCGGCCCAACGAGAAUCACACAGCCUGCUUUCCGAUCCCCAUCGUCAAACUGGAAUGGAGCUCCCCGUGGGCGAUCAUCCCCGUCCUCAUCGCGGUUGUCGGCAUCAUGGCCACCCUGUUCGUGGUGAUCACGUUCAUCCGCUACAACGACACGCCGAUUGUGAAGGCAUCGGGCCGAGAGCUGAGUUACGUGCUGCUAACUGGCAUCUUCCUCUGUUACGCCACCACCUUCUUAAUGAUCUCCACCCCCGAUGUAGGGAUUUGCUCCCUCCGAAGGAUCUUCUUGGGCCUGGGCAUGAGCAUCAGUUACGCUGCUCUGCUCACCAAAACCAACCGCAUUUAUCGCAUCUUUGAGCAGGGCACCAUGAGCGUGAGCGCACCCAGGUUCAUUUCCCCGGCCUCGCAGCUGGUCAUCACUUUUACCCUCGCCUCAGUGCAGCUGCUCGGUGUAUGUAUCUGGUUUGGCGUGGACCCCUCCCAGGCCAUCAUUGACUAUGAGGACCAGAGGACAUCUAAUCCGAUGCUGGCCCGUGGUGUGCUGAAAUGUGACAUCUCUGACCUGUCUCUGAUCUGCCUGCUGGGGUACAGCAUGCUGCUCAUGGUCACCUGUACAGUCUACGCCAUUAAAACCAGGGGGGUGCCAGAGACCUUCAACGAAGCCAAACCCAUUGGUUUUACCAUGUACACCACCUGCAUUAUUUGGCUGGCAUUCAUCCCAAUCUUCUUUGGCACCUCACAGUCAACAGAAAAGAUGUACAUCCAAACAACCACGCUGACCAUCUCCGUGAGCCUGAGCGCCUCGGUGUCCCUGGGGAUGCUCUACAUGCCCAAGGUCUACGUGGUGCUCUUCCACCCCGAGCAGAAUGUGCCCAAACGCACGCGCAGCCUCAAGGCCGUGGUUACCGCCGCCACCAUGUCCAACAAGUUCAACCCCAAGGCCAGUCUAAGACCCAACGGGGAGGCCAAGACCGAGCUGUGCGAAAGCCUGGAGACGCAAUCUUUCCCAACAAAGCAAACAUACAUCAGCUACAGCAACCAUGCAAUCUAGGGGACGAAGGGCAUCAUCACUGUUCAGGAUUUACACCUGAUGGAGAAAAUGCGUGUAUGCAGUGGAAUUCUAAAUGGAUGUGUCAUUAUUUGGGUGGGAGUCGCAGGCGGGUACCCGAAGAAACGACAUGGCAAGGACAGACCACACAGUUGCAGGGAAGGACCCCCCAGGGGACCAGAACAGAUACGGUACAAUUGUACGGCUCCAUCUUCUGUCAGCCUCACCAGAAAAACACGAAACACUUGCACGGCAGAGGCCAGGAGACUAAAGGAUGGAGCUUUCGUUUGAGUGUUUACAUUUCAGCUAUGCCCUCUAUCAAAGACUUCUCUCUCAUCCCGAGCGGUGCUGGCUGACAUUCAACUGAGAUCAAGAAUAUGUUCAGGUGUUCUCAAUGUCGUCUGCCAGUUUUGUGAACAAAAAUGAAUAUUAAAAUCCUCAAGGCGUCACGAGGGAUUAAUCAACACCAAAAAGGCAUGAAAACAUGAUCCAUGAGUUUGUAAGACAGGGUUUAUGUUUAUUUUAUUUCUCGUAUUCCAGUUACAUGGAUGAAAUGGGAAUCAUUUCAACAAUGCAAGAUAUCUGUAUCAGACUCCAUGUACAUUUUUUUUUUUUCCCUCUUCCAAGUCUCCACUGAGUUAACAACGGUGACUACACCUAUAAAAAUGGUCUCUGCUGAUUUUGAGCAUGCCAGUUUGAACAUCCUGUGUUGUGUUGUUAAAAAAAAAAAAAAGAGAAAAAAAAAAAAAAA